AUUCCAAGAAAGGAGUUCAUGACAAAAUGUAUCCGCCAUAUGGACCCUGAAAAUAAAACUUUCCAGCCAUGGUAUAGACGCGAUAAGCUCUCGCGUGUUUUAAAGUGAAACACGCAUAUUCCUCUCGCGUGUAUUAAAGGAAAAACGCGUCUUCUUCUCGCGUGUUUAAAGAAAACACGCGACACGCUCUCGCGUGUUUAAAGCAAACACGCAACACGCUCUCGCGUGUCUCCCUUGGUUCAAAAUACGUCCAGAAGGCAGAACAGACCCCAAACACGCGAAGAGCAGCGGCGAAACCAGCGAAAAUCGGUGAAAGCAGCGGGCUAAUCCCAUAUUUAGCUCUCCCAUUCCAAUUUGAAGUGUUGUUAGGAUGUCCCGAUAUGGACCAGAAGAUCCUUCUGUUUUGCAUUAUCAGCACAGUCAUAUAUCGCGCAAGGCGUGGGCAGGCCAGGAAACAGCCUCUUUCAAUAUUCGGCGCUUUGAAGGACAUUUCUGGGAAAUCGAUAAUCAUCACAGACGCGUGAUUGAUUAUGUCUGUAGAUUUGGUUUAGGUGGAGUACUUUUCUGUGGUAAGGCUCUGGAUGUAGAUCAUGCGUUGAUCACAGCUUUGGUUGAGCGCUGGAGGCCAGAGACACAUACAUUCCAUCUUCCCGUAGGGGAAACUACCAUUACAUUACAAGACGUACAAGUAUUAUGGGCAUUACGUGUUGAUGGAGUACCCUUCACCGGAAAUGGGUUUUGUGAAUCUGGGUGGAGGGGUUUAUGUGAAGAGCUCUUGGGCUUCUAUCCCCUUCAAAGCGAGAUGAAGGAAAACGGUAUCUUGGCAUCCGCGCUAAUACAUAGGAUGGCGAUUGAACCGUUAGGAGAUGGUCUCGAAGACGAAGCCUACAUUCAACGGGCACGUAUGAUUGUGCUUGUGCUAUUGGGAGGGUUGAUCUUACCCGACGGCUCAGGGUGUAAGAUACCUCUCAUGUGGUUGACCCAACUUCGAGAUGUAGAGGCUGCCUCUAUGAUUAGUUGGGCGAGUGCUGCACUUGCUACAUUAUACCAUAAUCUGUGUGAGGCGUCUAUGGGCAAAAGGUCAGACAUUGGAGGUCCGACGGUGCUCCUACAGCUUUGGGUGUGGGAGAGAAUGCCCACUUUGAGACCGGAUUUUGUAGCGGCACGUAUACAUACAAACAACACUCCAUGUGCCUUAAUGUGGACUGGCUCCUAUAUGAUAAACAGAGCCCCCAACAUUAUCGGAACCAUCACAAUCAGAGUCAUCUGCACCACCAACAUUAUCUGCACCAUCACAAUUAUCAGAACCAUCUGCACCAUCACCAUUAUCAGAACCAUAAUAACCAUCACAUGUCAAAUUUGGUACAUCUAG
This is a messenger RNA of Salvia splendens (bonfire salvia), 1372 nucleotides long. Its product is annotated as serine/threonine-protein phosphatase 7 long form homolog. The transcript has 3 exons. Gene Ontology annotation, biological process: meristem development; meristem maintenance. NCBI's taxonomy places the organism in Eukaryota, Viridiplantae, Streptophyta, Magnoliopsida, Lamiales, Lamiaceae. The coding region runs from base 371 to 1372 and encodes 333 amino acids. The record is from RefSeq and is a predicted model, not a curated record.